CGAGACUAGAUUACAGCUUUUAGCCACGAACUCCUCGAAGGAAUUCAAUGUAGCUGACGAUGGCGGUUCCGACGACGACCUCUCGGUAUUGAUCAAGCCGGGCGACGUCUGAACGCAUCUUCUCCAUCCAGUCCGCUCACUCAAAGUAUCCUUGGCUCCCAGUUGGAAGUUCGUCAUGGGCGACCGCGAUUCAGACGAUGUUUUGAAGGACUUUUUCGUGCCAGAUUACAUCCUGGGACACGGCUCAGAAAGGGUCGGGGAUUUUUCCCAUGCGCCUGCCUGUCCGGUCAUAGUGUUUAUAAACUCCAAAAGCGGUGGUCAGCGAGGGGGAGAUCUUAUUGUUACCUACAGGACUCUACUUAAUAAGAAUCAGGUUUUUGAUUUGGGAGAGAUAGCUCCCGGAGAGGUGCUACGAGAGCUUUAUAAAAAUCUAGAAAUUCUGAAACAGGAUGGUGAUCCUUUGGCCAGUGAAAUCCAGAAAAGACUGAAACUAAUUGUUGCAGGGGGGGACGGCACAGCUAACUGGCUUCUUGGGGUAGUUUCUGAUCUCAAAUUAUCUGAACCACCUCCAGUUGCUACUGUGCCUCUUGGAACUGGAAAUAACCUUCCAUUUUCCUUUGGCUGGGGAAAGAAAAAUCCCAGGAUAGAUAGGCAAUCCGUGAUGUCAUUCCUAAAUCAAGUGAAGACUGCAAUAGAGAUGAAAAUAGACGGUUGGCAUUUGGUCAUGCGAAUGAGAGCUCUUAAGGAAGGUUCAUGUGAUCCAAUUGCACCAAGUGGACAAACCAAUUCAUUGAAUGCAUUCCAACAGGUCUUUGAGCCAGAUCCCUCAUAUAUGGAUGGGUUCCACAAAUAUGGUGGAAGAUUUUGGAACUACUUUAGCAUGGGAAUGGAUGCACAGGUAUCAUAUGCAUUUCACUCGGACAGGAAGUUACACCCGGAAAAGUUUAAGAACCAGUUAGUUAACCAAAGCAAUUAUUUGAAGCUUGGAUGUACUCAAGGAUGGUUUUGCACAUCUUGUUUUCACCCUUCUUCACGGAACAUAGCACAGCUGGCAAAUGUCAGGAUAUUGAGAAGACAAGGUCAGUGGGAGGAUCUCUAUGUACCUCGCAGUAUCCGAUCCAUUGUGUGCCUCAACUUGCCCAGCUUUUCUGGUGGACUUGAUCCUUGGGGAACGCCAGACCCUAAGAAAUCACAUGAGAGAGACUUGACACCUCCAUACGUUGAUGAUGGCCUAAUUGAGAUCGUCGGUUUUAGAGAUGCUUGGCAUGGACUAAUAUUACUACUCCCAAAAGGACAUGGGACUCGCCUUGCACAGACAAGUAGAGUUCAUUUCGAGUUCAAAACAAGAGCAGCAGAUCACACCUACAUGAGAAUCGACGGGGAACCCUGGAGACAACCAUUGCCAUUUGAAGAUGGAAGCGUCACUGUAGAGAUUUCCCAUGCGGGUCAAGCGAAAAUGCUUGCCCCUCCAUCUUGCCGGUCCAAAAGUUUGCCCAUUACUUAGCGGAAUAAAGGAGGCAAUAUGAUCGAAGAAGUGCUCAUUAAAGUGGAGAAAGAAGAGAAGGUAUAAAUGCCGAUAGAGUUUACAUUAUCGCUGGUAAGUUAUUUGAUGCCAUUGAGCCUCUAGAAUAACUCCGAGAAUCAAUGCAGUCCAGCCUGCUCUGUGUUAGCUGUAUCCUGUCCAAUGAAGGAAGUGUUCUGGCAGGACCUGCCACUGGAUUAGAUUUUACAUCUGACCAAUGAAUUCUUGUAAAAGGCUAUGCUGAAUCACCGGACUUCCAACAGACUUGAUAUUUUUGCAAGUAUGGUAAGGAAAAGUCGGUGCACUGAAAGUUUUACCUUCUUUUCUGAUUUGAUUGUUUAGUAGGAGUUCUAUUCUUAAAAGUCUAGCACUAGAAGGUACCGUGAUAGCAAAUACUGAUCAAACCAGACAUCUAGACAUUCUCUGCUGGCUUGUCCUCUUCGCUGUCUUUCUGUUGCAAAGAUCAGAAGGCGUGACAUCGAAAAUCUCAACCGGUUUUCAUGUGAA
Eucalyptus grandis is the source of this 2029-nucleotide messenger RNA. Its product is annotated as diacylglycerol kinase 5. Bases 176 to 1504 code for a protein of 442 amino acids. Lineage: Eukaryota; Viridiplantae; Streptophyta; Magnoliopsida; Myrtales; Myrtaceae. The record is from RefSeq and is a predicted model, not a curated record. Gene Ontology annotation, molecular function: ATP-dependent diacylglycerol kinase activity. The transcript has 13 exons.